CUGACAGUUAUAACUGUUCAGUUAUAAUUGACACAGUUUUAACUGACGUCAGUUAAAAUGAAAUGCACACACACACACACACAGUUCAAUCCCUCAGUUUUUACCAUGGAUUCCGAGGAGUACGAUCUUGCCGCUCUCGGUGUAUUCUUUGUAAUGCUACAAACAAAUAGAAAAAAGAAAACUAAAAAGCGUAAACAGUGGUGCAAAAACUGGUUACUAAGGCGAAAUCAAUGUUCUGAUAUUAAAUUAUUAAAGGAAUUAAGUGAAGAACCAAUGAUUUUUUUUCAAUUAUUUGCGCAUGAAUGAAACAGUGUACCAAAAGUUGCUUUCGCUGGUUUCUCCUUUCAUUAAAAAGAAAGAUACAAUAAUGAGAAGAGCAAUAUCGCCACAUGAAAGAUUAACUGCUACCUUGAGAUUUCCAGCAACAGGACGGUCGUAUGAGUGCCUCAAAUUUUCCACAAGAAUAUCACCUCAAUCUCUUGGAAAAAUCAUCCCAGAAACAUGUAACAUCUUGUACAAAGUUUUGGGGAAGUAUAUGCAGUUUCCCAACUCAGAGGAAAAAUGGAAAGAGAUUGCAACUUUGUUUGAGGAAAGAUGGCAUUUCCCCCACUGCAUCGGUGCCAUGGAUGGCAAACAUAUUGAAAUAAUUCCCCCUCAUAACUCUGGAUCGUAUUAUCAUAAUUACAAAGGCAAACAUAUGGUUCUUCUUGCUAUAGUUGAUGCCAAAUACCAGUUCCUACAGGUUGAUUUUAGAACUAAUGGACGGAUUUCUGAUUGUGGUGUUCUUCAGAAUACAUCAUUCUUUGAAAAGCUGGUGAACGAGAAUUUACACAUUUCUCAGCCUGACGAUGUCAGUGACAACUUAAAAAAUGUUCCAUAUGUCUUCUUUGCUGACGAUGCAUUUCCUCUCAGAACUAAUAUUUUGAAGCCAUUCAGGCAAGGAUUAUUAGAUUCAGCCAAAAAAGAGGUUUUUAACUGUCGAUUAUCUCGAGCAAGGCAUAUUGUAGAGAACGUUUUUGGGAUACUUGCUUCACGCUUCCGUAUUUUUCAGUCCCCAAUUAAUUUAGAGCCUGAGAAUAUUGAGAAAGUAGUAAUGGGUACCUGUGCAUUGCAUAACUUAUUGAUUGAACAACAAUCUAAUACAUACGCCCCUGUGAACCUUAUGUAUCAAGAAAAUAAUUAUGAUGGAUCUGUUAUUUCUAGUGGCUGCGAUAGAUGAUUCCACUAAAUCGUCGUAGUGGAAAUAUUUCUAAUGACGCAAAAAAGUCAGAGAACAAUUUAUGAACUACUUCAUGAAUGAUGACAAAGAGCCAUGGCAAAAUAAUCACAUUUUAAAAAAAUAAAUAAAUAAUUUUCCUGGCUAUAACCACCACAAAAGGCAAGAUUUAAAUGUUAACUGAUUGUGUUAUUCAACAAAAACUGAAAGUGGGUGAAAUGGGGCAAUGACUUUUACACAAUAACAAUAGGCUUAAUAAUAAUAAAAAUGAAUCUAUCUUGUUUCUCUUACCUCUUCGUUUUCAUCGUCCACAUUUGAAC
Molecule: messenger RNA, 1536 nt
Organism: Portunus trituberculatus (swimming crab)
Lineage: Eukaryota; Metazoa; Arthropoda; Malacostraca; Decapoda; Portunidae
Exons: 2
Coding region: 299-1219 (306 amino acids)
Source: RefSeq, a predicted model, not a curated record